Messenger RNA from Dendroctonus ponderosae (mountain pine beetle), 1780 nucleotides. Its product is annotated as tyramine beta-hydroxylase. The record is from RefSeq and is a predicted model, not a curated record. Gene Ontology annotation, cellular component: secretory granule membrane. NCBI's taxonomy places the organism in Eukaryota, Metazoa, Arthropoda, Insecta, Coleoptera, Curculionidae. Gene Ontology annotation, molecular function: dopamine beta-monooxygenase activity; copper ion binding. Gene Ontology annotation, biological process: norepinephrine biosynthetic process; dopamine catabolic process; octopamine biosynthetic process. Bases 380 to 1771 code for a protein of 463 amino acids. The transcript is spliced from 8 exons.
GCUGCAACAUUAACCUUAGGAACCAGUUUUUCCAUAUGUUGACUUCAGUCCUUGAUAAAAUAAGAAUUUUAUGAUGAAAAAUAAAAAAAAUGUGUUUAACCAAAGCUAACAAAAGUGUGGAUCUAUUCAUUUAUUCAUAUCUUUUAUGUAACUAAAUGUGUCGAUUUAUAAAAAUAAAAACUGUCUACGACGUUAGUUUGACUAAUCCGCCGAACACCUUGAGUCAUCGGGAACAUGCGCCCUAUCUGGAACCUAAGAGGCUCUUCGGUAUAAAUCUGAUUUUCCUCCAGAUUCCCCUUUAGAGCUCAACCGAUUCGUUCCAGUUAAAAUAACGGUGACCGAAAACUUUUUACUAUUUUCAAUAAAUAAUGUAAGCGCUAUGUGGUCAAUGCGCCCAAGUAAGUUCUUCUUUGUGCUGAUUAGUGCUUUCAGUUUAGGACAAUUCGCCACAUGCUCUAAAUAUGACAACCAGAUUUUCAAUAUUUCCCUUAAUGGAGACAGUUCCAUUUCCCUGCACUGGAUGAUCGACUAUCAGCAAAAAGUUCUGAGUUUCGAAAUUCAUCUACCCGAUAAGUUUGGAUGGUUUGCUUUCGGGUUUUCUGAUCGAGGAGACAGCUUUCCUGCGGAUUAUUGUCUAUUAUGGGAAAGUUCUUCUUGGAAAAAUAGUAAAAAAUUUGACUUAAAGGAUGUUUGGGCUAACGAUGCAGGAGUUAUAGAGCUGGACAGACACCAAGAUUGCAACAAUUUUCGCUUUAAAAUUAUUAGAAAUGUUGUGAAAUUUACCUUCAAGAGAAAAUUUGAUACUUGCGAUAAUCGAGAUUACAUAAUUCAGGAUGGAACCACUCAUAUUGUAUGGUCCAGAGGACUGGAACACAUUGUCGCUCCCAAUGGGCUCAACAUCAGCACCACAAUCCGCGAAAACUUCGGCAUGAUUCGAGUGAACUUACUGAAAAAUCUAAAAGCCCAUUCACAGCUACCUUCACACGUACAAGUUCUGGAUCUGCUAACAGACAAAGUCCAGGUACCCAAUGAGGAAACCACUUAUUGGUGCAAAGUUUUCAAAUUGCCUGAAAGCUUUAGGCGAAAACAUCACAUUUAUCAAUACGAGGCCAACAUUGAAAGCACCAGCCAAGGGUUGGUGCAUCACAUGGAAAUUUUCCAUUGCGAAACUAGUGCUAUGGAGAAAAUUCCUUUGUACAAUGGAAACUGCUUUGGAGAAGAUCGCCCAGAGAAAACGCAAGUUUGCAAAAGGGUCUUGGCUGCAUGGGCUAUGGGCGCACAACCAUUCACUUAUCCAGAGGAAGCAGCGCUUCCACUCGGAGGCAACAAGUUCAAUCCUUACGUAAUGCUGGAAAUCCAUUACAAUAAUCCUGAACUCAAGUCUGGUGUGAUCGACAGCUCAGGAGUUCGCUUCUACGUCUCCGAUAAGCUCAAAGAAAUGGAUGCAGGAGUAAUCGAGCUCGGAUUGGAGUACACUGAUAAAAUGGCAAUUCCCCCCGGACAAGAAUCGUUUUCCCUUACAGGGUAUUGCAUAAGUUCUUGCACGUCUGUUGGUUUGCACAAUGAAGGCAUCACCGUUUUCGGUUCUCAACUUCACACCCAUUUAACAGGCGUUCGGGUGCACACUCGCCACUUUGAUGCUUAUGGAAAGGAAUUGCCGGAACUGGAUAGAGACAACCAUUACAGUACGCAUUUCCARGAAAUCAGGCGCUUGAAACGGCCUGUGAAAGUUUUACCAGUAAGUUGCGAAAUAACGGAAUAUAAAUGSUAGGAGAGUUGC